Messenger RNA from Coregonus sp. 'balchen', 8899 nucleotides. The record is from the annotation of a GenBank genome assembly. NCBI's taxonomy places the organism in Eukaryota, Metazoa, Chordata, Actinopteri, Salmoniformes, Salmonidae.
GUGCUCCAGUCCUGUGGCAGUCCAGAGCUGCCCCGCUCCGUGGUCUCCCCUCACCUGUCCAGAGAUGCAGUAGACUUCCUGAGAGGUCACCUGUCGCCUAAAGAGAUGACCAUCUUUGACCUUCUGGGAGACGGGUGGACACGACCCAGGUGUGUGUGUGUGUGUGUGUGUGUGUGGUUGCAAGUGUUCUGUACCCAUGUGUUUUUGUUGUUUUAAAUAUUAGAUGUAUGAUGCUUGCGUUUCUUUUUGUCGAGCAAAACAUUUUAUGGAAGGUACUAUGCUGCGUACAGACCUCCUCCCGCCACACCGUCGGUCACGAGUCGUGAUGGCAGUCAAAUUCCACGUGACCGUUUAGUCACGGUAAUUAGGCUUCUCCAAGCUCUGAUGCUGCUGAUGGUCAUUAGUAGCCUACCAAACUUGCUAACUGCCUGGUACUCAGCACUCUAUUGUCCCUCUAAUCACUCUGACAUCAAUGCAAAUGUAAUCGAAAAUCUAAUCAAACACUUCAUGAGAGCCCAUGAGCUCAUGUUGCCCAGCAUUUCUAUAGGCUGCGCAAUUGCGUGAGAAAACAGAGUGAUGGCCUCUAUUAAAAAGAGGAGGAUCCCAUCAGCUUUCUAUAGGCUAGGCCUACUAUAUUUAUUUCUCAACUUUCCUAAUAUUAAGCACAUUGCUUCUCUUUACAACAGGAGUAUAGCCUACCUGGCUGGCAUGAAAAUAAACCACAGGAAAAGCAUCCUCCAUUCUCUAUUUAAGUGCAUAGAUUAAAUAUAUUUUUCCCCACUGCCCCUGUUCCGAAACAGGUGCAUGAUAAUGGUCCAUUCUAAAUAAAAACACAUUCCACACAUAUUAUUUAGUAAAGGCAAGAUUAAAUCAAGAAUAGUCUGAUGGGUGACAAUAUUAGCCUGUCACUUAUGAAUGAUAUAUUAUCACUUUUGCGACUUUUUCUAAUCAUAGUCGCACACCUCAUGUAGCCUUGUCCAUAGGCCUGUAUGUUUUGAUAAGGUUUGUAUCACAACUAAAGUGUCCAAAUAACUUCUUAAAAUUAAGCCUGCUGUUAAGCUGUUCAGCCUGCUGUUAAGCUGUUCAGCCUGCUGUUAAACGUUUCAGCCUGCUGUCAAACUGUUCAGCCUGCUGUUAAACGUUUCAGCCUGCUGUUAAACUGUUCAGCCUGCUGUUAAGCUGUUCAGCCUGCUGUUAAACUGUUCAGCCUGCUGUUAAGCUGUUCAGCCUGCUGUAAAACGUUUCAGCCUGCUGUUAAACUGUUCAGCCUGCUGUUAAGCUGUUCAGCCUGCUGUUAAACUGUUCAGCCUGCUGUUAAGCUGUUCAGCCUGCUGAUAAACUGUUCAGCCUGCUGUUAAGAUGUUCAGCCUGCUGAUAAACUGUUCAGCCUGCUGUUAAGAUGUUCAGCCUGCUGAUAAACUGUUCAGCCUGCUUUUAAGCUGUUCAGCCUGCUGGUAAACUGUUCAGCCUGCUGUUAAGAUGUUCAGCCUGCUGAUAAACUGUUCAGCCUGCUGUUAAGAUGUUCAGCCUGCUUUUAAGCUGUUCAGCCUGCUGGUAAACUGUUCAGCCUGCUGUUAAGCUGUUCAGCCUGCUUUUAAGCUGUUCAGCGUGCUGGUAAACUGUUCAGCCUGCUGUUAAGAUGUUCAGCCUGCUGAUAAACUGUUCAGCCUGCUGUUAAGAUGUUCAGCCUGCUUUUAAGCUGUUCAGCCUGCUGGUAAACUGUUCAGCCUGCUGUUAAGCUGUUCAGCCUGCUUUUAAGCUGUUCAGCCUGCUGGUAAACUGUUCAGCCUGCUGAUAAACUGUUCAGCCUGCUGUUCUAAUACUUUAUAAGUGAUUAUUGACUUGUUCUCUCUGUAUCAGCAUUAACCCCCUGCCCCCUGCCCCCUGCCCCCUGCCCCCUGCCCCCUGCCCCUGCCCCCUGCCCCCUGCCCCCUGCCCCCCUGCCCCCUGCCCCCUGCCCCUGCCCCUGCCCCCUGCCCCCUGCCCCCCUGCCCCCUGCCCCCUGCCCCCUGCCCCCUGCCCCCCUGCCCCCUGCCCCCUGCCCCUGCCCCCUGCCCCCUGCCCCUGCCCCCUGCCCCCUGCCCCUGCCCCCUGCCCCCUGCCCCUGCCCCUGCCCCUGCCCCCUGCCCCCUGCCCCCUGCCCCUGCCCCCUGCCCCUGCCCCCCUGCCCCCUGCAGAGCGGACUGGCCGCAGGACCAGUGUGCUCCACCUUACUUCCCUACAUUCAGGAACGGGUGGGAGCCCCCAGCUGAGCUGUUCAGGACCUCCCCGUGGGAGGCAGAGGGAUCAGGGGAACCUCUCCUGUCCCCCACAUCCAACCUCAUGUCCCCCUACAACUCAGACGAGGUGUGUACACACACACACACACACACACACACACACACACACACACACACGUUUUAUACUCAUACAUUUCUAGACUGCUGUCCAUUUGAUUAAUUAUAGUAGACUUCUCCCAGCCAUCCAUUGUUAGUUCGUCAUUUGUUUGUUUACAUUUCUUCAGUGACGCAGAUUUCAAAUACUUUCUGAGUUAUUUAAUAGAGUUCAGUGUGUUACACUAGUCAGACACAUACUAGUCCAUAACAUCACUUUACAAUGAUAAUAACAUCUCUCCCUUUCAGAUGUCUGGAACCCAGUCUUUAAGCUCAUCAAAUGGGUAAGUGGAUAGUACUACUACUGUUAUCAUUACUAAACAAAACGUUUCUCAAAUUGUUGUUAUUUCUUGAGCUGCUAUAAAACUCGUACGCUGUUGUAGUAUUAAUACAGACCAUGUAGCAGACGUGUAGCUAAAUCUGGGGCAAUAUUUGUUGUGCAUGGCCCGUUAGAAAUAACUCAUACCUCCUGUCCAAGGUCCUACAAUGUGCUGACCUCCUCGUCCCGUAAAUAUGCCAAGAUCCGCUACCACUUUGUGGCCCGCAACGCCAACGAACUGUCAGUACUGCAGGAGGAGGUGCUAGAGGUACGCCAUCUAUAUUAUAAUACUGUCAGUACUGCAGGAGGAGGUGCUAGAGGUACGCCAUCUAUAUUAUAAUACUGUCAGUACUGCAGGAGGAGGUGCUAGAGGUACGCCAUCUAUAUUAUAAUACUGUCAGUACUGCAGGAGGAGGUGCUAGAGGUACGCCAUAAUACUGUCAGUACUGCAGGAGGAGGUGCUAGAGGUACGCCAUCUAUAUUAUAAUACUGUCAGCCAUCUGUAGCACGGGCAAAAACAUGUUUUCCCAAUACCUACUGUAAAUUCUGGUGCUGGAUCUUUGAUGUUAUAGUGCUAUUUUGCUUCCUGUGUCCCUUGUUGACACUAGAACCGCUCUAGGUCACUGACGUUGAGUUAUCUGAAUGAUGAGGAAGAGGGUGAAGAGGAUGAUUCAAUUUAGAACAGUAGUAGAACUGUAGUGAGAGAGCAGGACAUCAGUCAAAGAGACAAAUCUGUUGCUCAUGCGCACGGAAAAGGAACCAGUCUGUGAGACAUGUCUAUGGAUGAACUCAAAGCAUUUAUUGCACACUUGUAUGUCUGCGGGGCAAACGGCGGAAAGAGCAUGGAUCUGGAGUCGUUAUGGUAGCCUGGCCAGCAGCACGUCCAGCAGCACGUCCUGAUCCCCCUCCCCCCAGGCACCGCAGCUCCAACUCGGGCGAAAAAGAAGACAGGUGCACACGAAACAAGGACCAUGAAAACUGUUUGCAGUGCAACCGAUUUGUUUGUGGAACUUCUUGAAAAUAGGGGUGUCAAUAAUUUUGACCCCUACCUUUUUGAGAAAUGACUUGUUAAACAAAAUUUCUUUCUCUGAGCAAUUGUUGUAUUAUAAAAUAAUAUAAUUUGCCCUUUUUUUUUUGUAAACAAUAUAGCUCAGUAUGUUAAUGUUUUAUUUGAUAGUCAUUGACCCCUAGGCCCUUUAUGGAGUGGCUGCUAGCUGAUGUGUUUGAUAGUGAUCACUUUCUGCCACUAUUUUGGGCAAAGUGAGAAUUGAGACGAUGUGCACUUGCAUCCCAACUGACAUUGUUACGAUGGAUUUGUCUGUGAGUCAUGCCAUGGCCUGAGAUGUCACACAAUGACAUGUCUAGCAUGGGGUUAACAGUAUUUGUCAUAUGGCUAGAGGGAGUUAUUAUGGCAUCCAUUGAAUUGUGAUGCAGAGCUUGGAUAUUACAGUAUGUUAGUUUCAGAUAAAGAAAACAAAAAAAACAUGCUAAAUGGUAUAUUAUUAUUGUUAUGAUCAUUUAGGUCAUUGUGGCCCUGCAGGUGUUAGAGGAUGAUCAACUGGAGUCAAUAAAGGUCAACAAGGGUCAAAGGUCAUGGUUGUGACAUGUCAUUGUGGCCCUGCAGGUGUUAGAGGACAAUAAACAGUGGUGGAAGCUGAGGAACAGGAGUGGCCAGUCAGGAUACGUCCCCUACAACAUACUGGACGUGGUCAAACUGGAAGAACCACACGGCAUGGCUGAACCACUCUAUAGCCAGGUAACAUUAUACACACACACACACAAACACACACACACACACAUUAUACACACAACAUCCGCACUGAGCGAAAUUGUAGAACUGCCGCUUUCAAGGAGCAGGACUCUAACCCGGUCACUUAUAAGAAAUCCCGCUAUGCCCUCCGACGAACCAUCAAACAGGCAAAGAGUCAAUACAGGACUAAGAUUGAAUCGUACUACACCGGCUCCGACGCUCGUCGGAUGUGUCAGGGCUUGAAAACUAUUACAGACUACAAAGGGAAGCAUAGCCGCGAGCUUCCCAGUGACACAAGCCUACCAGACGAGCUAAACCACUUCUAUGCUCGCUUCGAGGCAAGCAACACUGACGCAUGCAUGAGAGCACCAGCUGUUCCGGAUGACUAUGUGAUCACGCUCUCCGUAGCCGAUGUGAGUAAGACCUUUAAACAGGCCAACAUUCACAAGGCCGCAGGGCCAGAUGGAUUACCAGGACGUGUACUCUGAGCAUGCGCUGACCAACUGGCAAGUGUCUUCACUGACAUUUUCAACAUGUCCCUGACUGAGUCUGUAAUACCAACAUGUUUCAAGCAGACCACCAUAGUCCCUGUGCCCAAGAACACUAAGAUAACCUUCCUAAAUGACUACAGACCCGUAGCACUCAUGUCUGUAGCCAUGAAGUGCUUUGAAAGGCUGGUCAUGGCUCACAUCAACACCAUUAUCCCAGAAACCCUAGACCCACUCCAAUUUGCAUACCGCCCCAACAGAUCCACAGAUGAUGCAAUCUCUAUUGCACUCCACACUGCCCUUUCCCACCUAGACAAAAGGAACACCUACAUGAGAAUGCUAUUCAUUGACUACAGCUCAUCGUUCAACACCAUAGUGCCCUCAAAGCUCAUCACUAAGCUAAGGACCCUGGGACUAAACACCUCCCUCUGCAACUGGAUCCUGGACUUCCUGACGGGCCGCCCCAGGUGGUAAGGGUAGGCAACAACACAUCUGCCACGCUGAUCCUCAACAUGGGGGCCCCUCAGGGGUGCGUGCUCAGUCCCCUCCUGUACUCCCUGUUCACCCAUGACUGCAUGGCCAGGCACGACUCCAACACCAUCAUUACGUUUGUCGAUGACACAACAGUGGUAGGCCUGAUCAUCGACAACGAUGAGACAGCCUAUAGGGAGGAGGUCAGAGACCUGGCCGUGUGGUGCCAGGACAACAACCUCUCCCUCAACGUGAUCAAGACAAAGGAGAUGAUUGUGGACUACAGGAAAAAAAAGAGGACCGAGCACGCCACCAUUCUCAUCGACGGGGCUGUAGUGGAGCAGGUUGAGAGCUUCAAGUUCCUUGGUGUGGGUCAUCAGAUCCUCAAAAAGUUAUACAGCUGCACCAUCGAGAGCAUCCUGACUGGUGGCAACUGCUCGGCUUCCGACCGCAAGGCUCUACAGAGGGUAGUGCUUACGGCCCAGUACAUCACUGGGGCCAAACUUCCUGCCAUCCAGGACCUCUAUACCAGGCAGUGUCAGAGGAAGGCCCUAAAAAUUGUCAAAGACUCCAGCCACCCUAAUCAUAGACUGUUCUCUCUGCUACUGCGUCUAGGUCCAAAAGGCUCCUUAACAGCUUCUACCCUCAAGCCAUAAGACUCCUGAACAUAUAAUCAAAUGGCUACCCAGACUAUUUGCAUUGUCCCCCCCCCCCCCCCUCUUUUACGCUGCUGCUACUCUGUUUAUUAUUUAUGCAUAGUCACUUUAACUCUACCCACAUGUACAUAUUACCCCAAUUACCUCGACUAACCGGUGCCCCCCGCACAUUGACUCUGUACCGGUACCCCCUGUAUAUAGCCUCGCUACUGUUAUUUUACUGCUGCUCUUUUAUUAUUUUUAUUAUUUAUUUUUUACUUAUCAAUUUUUACUUAACACUUAUUUUUCUUAGAACUGCAUUGUUGGUUAAGGGCUUGUAAGUAAGCAUUUCACUGUAAGGUACCUGUUGUAUUCGGAUAAUGUGACAAAUAAUAUUUUAUUUUAUUUGACUGUACCACCUACCAAUACAUCCUGUAAACCAUUUGAAUACAUUAUGGAACAUUAUCAAACAUAUUGGAAUGAUGAACCUGUUCUUCGUGACAAUAUCCUUCCAUGUUUGACAUUAUGUAAGUGCUUUUAGCAUCUGGAAAAGCAUUAUAUAUUUGGGCUCCCGAGUGGCGCAGCGGUCUAAGGCACUGCAUCUCAGUGCUUGAGGCGUCACUACAGACCCCCUGGUUCGAUUCCAGGCUGUAUCACAACCGGGCCGUGGUUGGGAGUCCCAUAGGGCGGCGCACAAUUGGCCCAGCGUCGUCCGGGUUUGGCCGGUGUAGGCCGUCAUUGUAAAUAAGAAUUUGUUCUUAACUGACUUGCCUAGUUAAAUGAAAAAAUAUAUAUAUAAAUUCAUUAAUUAUUAACUUUCACAUGUCUUUCUUUUGUCUCUGUGUGUCACCAGCUCUACAGCCCUACCUCUCCCUCCAGCCCUCUAGGUAGAGGGGAGAGCUUUGACAUGGGCCGCUUCAAAGAAUGUGAGUCUCCAUAGCUUUUAUUUACUACUAAACAAUCUAGAUAACUGCUUAUCUUAUCUGAGCUAUCAGAGCUAUCUUAGCUCAAGGCUUUUAUGAGUUUCAUCAUCUUAGCUAAGAGGACCUCAGCACUUAUAGAUGAGCAGGAAUACCUCCUAAACAGGAAUACCUCCUAAACAGGAAUACCUCCUAAACAGGAAUACCUCCUAAACAGGUUCUUGUCUUCUGAAGCGAGAGAGAGAGAUCUCUAGAGGAGUCUCUCAGAUGCUCUAGAUAGCGAGAGCUGGAGAUAGCGCUAUACGCCGAUCUCUCUCGAUGCUCGCUGCGCUAUCUGCUCUCGCUACUCUCUCUCUCCUCUCAUCUUAUCCUCUACUCUCUCUCUCUCUCUCCUCUCUCUCUCUCUCUCUCGUCAUUGACCCUCUGUCUCUCCCUGUUUGUCUUUCUGUCUCUCCCUCCCACCCCCAGCUCGGACACACCAGAUGGAUGAGGUGAAUGAUGAGUUGUUGAAGAGGAUCACUAGUAAUAAGUCUCAGACUCCAGCCCGUAACUUCAGGGUGGAGCGCCCCUCGGGCAGCAGCAGCACUGCUCCUCUCACCUUAGACUCCAGCCCACUGCAGGUCACCGCCUGGCUCAAUGCCAGGGGAUUCUCUAAACCGUGAGUCACCGUGCUUGGCUGUGUGUGAAAAAGACACGAUAUACACAUUUUGGGGGAGGAACAAAUAGUAACUUUGGAGGUGACUAUUUGAAUACAGAUCCCCCAAAAAAGUACAACUUUUUUAACUAUUUGAAUACAGAGCUCAGAAAGUAACUACUUUUUAAAACGAUUUGAUAUAAUAAACUACAAAAUACAACUAUUGCCCAGGUCUGAUGGUUAAUGUAGUCUCUGUACCCUACAGGUGGAGUGUCUGGGUAUAGAGCAUUAUGGGUAAUGUAGUCUCUGUUCCCUACAGGAUGGUGGAGUGUCUGGGUGUAGAGCAUUAUGGGUAAUGUAGUCUCUAUUCCCUACAGGACGGUGGAGUGUCUGGGUAUAGAGCAUUAUGGGUAAUGUAGUCUCUGUUCCCUACAGGAUGGUGGAGUGUCUGGGUGUAGAGCAUUAUGGGUAAUGUAGUCUCUGUUCCCUACAGGACGUUGGAGUGUCUGGGUAUAGAGCAUAUUGGGUAAUGUAGUCUCUGUUCCCUACAGGAUGGUGGAGUGUCUGGGUAUAGAGCAUUAUGGGUAAUGUAGUCUCUGUUCCCUACAGGAUGGUGGAAUGUCUGGGUAUAGAGCAUUAUGGGUAAUGUAGUCUCUGUUCCCUACAGGACGGUGGAGUGUCUGGGUAUAGAGCAUAAUGGGUAAUGUAGUCUCUGUUCCCUACAGGACGGUGGAGUGUCUGGGUAUAGAGCAUUAUGGGUAAUGUAGUCUCUGUUCCCUACAGCACGGUGGAGUGCCUGGGCAUAGAGCAUUAUGGGUAAUGUAGUCUCUGUUCCCUACAGGACAGUGGAGUGCCUGGGUGUAGAGCAUUAUGGGUAAUGUAGUCUCUGUUCCCUACAGGACAGUGGAGUGCCUGGGCAACCUGACCGGUGCUCAGCUCUUCUCUCUGAACAAGGAGGAACUGAAGGCAGUGUGUGGAGACGAGGGCUCCAGGGUCUACAGCCAGACCACCGUGCAGAAAUCCCAGCUGGAGGUCUGUAUCACAGACACGCAGGCACAGACACAGGCACAGACACGUUAAACAGCGUUCUAAGGCAAUUCACUUUAUUCACCCAAGGAAAUAACUGAAUCUGAUGUUGUUAAGACUGAAAUAGUCGUCCAACAGGCUAACAUGUUUAGUGCCUUUAGAUGUUUACAGAUGAACAACUAAACUAAACCCUGUACAUCUAUUUCUAGAAGAGCAGUGGGGAUUCAGAGCUCCAGGAGAUCAUGAGACGACGACAAGAGAAGAUCGAUGCCGGGAAAGACUGA